This is a messenger RNA of Striga hermonthica, 2379 nucleotides long. The record is from the annotation of a GenBank genome assembly. Lineage: Eukaryota; Viridiplantae; Streptophyta; Magnoliopsida; Lamiales; Orobanchaceae.
AUGGAGACUCGAGCUGAGAAAGUGUAUGUAGCAGUUGGAGCAGAUUGGUAUGAUGGUUUUACCACUUUGCAAUGGGCACUGAAAAAAUGGUCUCAUGAGGAGAUCAGUAUAGUCAUUCUUCAUGCAGCUAACACUAUAUGCAAAGACUAUGUUUACACACCCAUUGGGAAACUCCCCACAAGUUCUGUGAAUGAAGAGAAGGUAAAAGAUCUUGAAAGGAUUGAGGAUGCCAACAGGGAUAAAAUCGUAUCUCAGUACAUAGCCGCUUGUGGCGAGGUCAAGGCAGAGGUGAUGCAAAUUGAGAAUAGUGAUCAGGAGCCAUUGCACAAGCAAAUUUUGGAAAUAAUAUCGACUUUCGGAAUAACCAAAUUGGUCCUGUCACUCGGUUUCAUGAAAUAUUCUUCCUGGUACUCGAAAUCCUCACAUUUAACCGCAAUUAACAGCUCGUUCUACGUGGUCCGCCACAAGCCUGAAUAUUGCGAUCUGUUUGUGAUAUGUGGAGGGAGAUUAGUUUUCCUGAGAGGAGAAAAUGAUGAAGAAGGGUAUAUAGAAGAUGAUAGAGGAUCUAUUCUUGCAAAGCUUAAAGAAAAGAAUUACAGCAUAAGAAAUUGGCUGGGAAAAAUAAUAUGGCCUGAAGAUGGUGUGAAUUAUUCAAAUAAUCCUCCAGAUUCGCCUUCCUCCUCGAGAAGCCACGACUCGACUCAACAGUGGGAGAAAAUCGGUCUAGAGAUCGAGCAUUAUGCCAACAAAUUGUUGUCUUUGCAUAAAGAGGAAGGGGAGUUUGAUGGGGCAAAUGCAAUAUUGAAGGAAUAUUCUACUGAGCUAUGUAUACCAGAAAAUACUGUAAGUACAGAAAGAAUUCAUGCUCUCAAAACCAGGAUACAAAACGCUCGAGACAUGAUCGAGUUCAACAGAAAGAACACGAAUGUCGCCAAAGAAAGGCGCGAGAAAGCUAAAUGGGCAAUAAGCAUAUGCAACACCAGGGCCGAAGAGCUUGAGGACAGCCUAAAUGAAGAGAUUGCGAAAGCUGCGGAUCUCAACAAAGAAAUAGAGAGCAGAAAAGAAGAGAUUUACGAACUCGAGUGUGAAGUGGAGCAAAAGAGAAGCAAGCUCAGCUCGAUUCUUGAACUACAAAAUGAACUCACGAGCAAACUCCACAUGUCGUCCUCAGCCAGAGCGCGUGCGGAGGCCCAACUCGAGAAAGCAGCGCAAGCAAGAGCCGAAUUGAUUCAGGAAAUCGAGAAACUGAGAAAACAGAGGGAUGUUUUGCAACGACGGAUAGAGUUCUGUAAGGAAAAGGAUGCAGUUGGGGAAGUAUCAAAGUCGAUCGACCUUGGAUUUGAUUUCAGAGAGUUCUCCGGAGCCGAAAUUAAAGAAGCCACUCAAGACUUUUCCGAACAUUUGAGGUUGGAAUCUGGAGGUCGGUCGACAGAUGUUUGGAGGGGUCGGAUCAAUCAUAUAAUGGUUGCUGUUAAAAUUUACAAUUCAGCAAAUGAAGAGUCUUUGGCAUCCAUGGUGAAACUUCUUAACCAAAUUAGGCACCUGAACAUACUAGCCGCGAUUGGCUUCUGCACUGAGCUAAACUGCAUCGUGUACGAGUACGCACACAACGGUACCCUUUCGGAUGCACUAUUUUCGACUGGCCAAGGCAGUAACAGAAAGAAUCCUGGUCUAAGUUGGUAUGACCGGAUACGAAUUGCAGCUGAAAUCUGUUCAGCCUUAGGAUACCUCCACAGGACCAAACCUAAGCCAAUCAUCCAUGGAAACUUAAAACCUUCCACAAUCCUCCUUGACAGGAAUAACAUUGUGAAAAUCAACGGCUUGAGGGACCCCUGGUCGCACUACGAGCUCGGGAUCAAAUUAGACGUGCGGGCUUUCGGGAAGUUAUUGGUGCAGCUCCUAACGGGUGAGAAUUGGUCUGAUACAACAGACAAUGCGGGCCUAGACGAAUCAGCCGGGCCUUGGCCCAUGGAUUUGGCUAUGGAACUUUGCAGCAUUGCAAGGAGGUGCUUGUCUGAUGAGGGAAUGGUUAAAAUGCCGACCAGAGAGAUCAAUGAUGUAAGAAAACGAGCGGAUUCGGUGGCUGCUGAUGGGGAAUGCUCUGUGCCUGUUGCAGAGGAGAGUGCCGAUGUGGCGGACUUGAGCAACGUGCCUAGUGCAUUCAUUUGUCCUAUCUAUCAGGAUGUCAUGAGAAAUCCUCAUCUUGCUGCGGACGGAUUUUCGUACGAAUUGGAAGCCAUUGACGAGUGGCUCAAAACGGGACAUGACACCUCACCAGUGACUAACUUAAGGCUAACUCACAAACUAUUAACUCCAAAUCAUACUCUGCGGUCGGUUAUCCAGGAUUGGCAGAAUAAAGGACCAUCCAGCAAUAACUGA